CGCGAUAUAUCUCCAUUGCAUAGAGUUGAUUGUGGAAUGUUGUCCCACUCUUCAAUGGCUGUGCGACGUUGCUGGAUAUUGGCGGAAACUGGAACACGCUGUCGUACACGUCAGUCAAGAGAAUCCCAUACAUGCUCAAUGGGUGACAUGUCUGGUGAGUAUGCAGGCCAGAAGAACUGCAACAUUUUCAGCUUCCAGGAAAUGUGUACAGAUCCUUUUGGGAAUGAGGGGCUGUGCAUUAUCAUGCCGUAACAUGAGGUCUUGUCACGGUAUCUCCGUGCAUUCAAAUUGUGACGACCCUUCUACUCUGUCUGCUGUAUUCUUUCUCUUUGCUCUUGUUUUACUUAUUAGUAUGUUCGGCAGGAGGUGCUGGGCGAGUCGUCAGCGACAUGGGGACACACCUGGUCCCGUGAUAAAUACACCUCUUCCCCAUUCAUUGAGGAGACUCUCUCCAUGCAGACACACUGUUAGAUUUUGGUUAUGCCAUUUUUGUGGCUGUUUUGUUUGUUUACUUUGGCACCUUUCAACACCCAUCAUAAUCACAUUUUUAUAUACGCAACCACUCACUUACACUACUGAUUACAGACUACACACACCAUUGUUAAUUGUAUUUACGUUACCGCUGAUAAUAAAUAUAUUUUUUGUUAUUCCUAAUCUCCACAUUGUCUCCCUUUUUUGUUACGGAUUUCGAGACGGUUCGUGACAAGUGGGGGCUCAUCCGGGAUCUUGAAGGUAUUGUGUUUGGGAGAAACCGUGGCGUUAAUGUUUGAGAACUCUGUAGGUGCUUUGUUUGCAUCUUUUGUUACAGCUUGUUUGAGUUGUAAUGUUUGGUGCCCAGUAUUGGUUGCCUUUGUUUGUUUGGUAAACUUGCCAUUGUGGUGGAUAGUUGGUUGAGUGCUGCAUUGAAGAGAGUACAUUGUUUAGUUUCCAGGCCCCUGCCCAGGCUGGAGACUCUUGCUCUAAUCGCUGUUGGGACAGCGGUCCGAGGAAGUUAGUACAAUUGGCUGUGUACCUCAGUGGGAGAUUUGAGUAGGGUAGUGACACUUGCUACCCGGAGCUAUAGCUUUUCUUUUUCUCCUGUUAGGCUUAGCGAUGUGUUUCACUUUGGAAUAUGUUGGGCGUGGUUAUUUUUGUGUGGUGUCCGUGGACUGAGCAGUUGUCUCGGGUGCACAUCUGUGGCUUGCAGGGAAUCAGCCAGCAUGCUGGGUGUUUUUUACCUUGCCAGCGGGCUAUAGUGCAUAAUUACCCACUGCAAAUCCGCACGAAGACUAAGGUUGAGUUAUUGUGGGGUUUGGGGAAUCUCCAUAUAUUUCAUCUCUCUUCUGUGGUGCCCAGUGUGAUUGUCAUUUAUCUUGUUGUGGUCUGGUCUGGUGUGCUCAGCAGAGGGGAAGAGCGAGAUGUUUUUUGUUGUUGUAUUUACUUGUGACUAUGGCGUCUAAUGUAGACGAGUUCAUUCACUUUCCAUCAGAGGAACUGUUCGAAUUAUGUGCUAAAGAACAGCUGUUGAAGAUUGCUGAACACUACAAGAUUAAAAUUAGUGAUGAAUGUAAAACAUUUGAUUUGUUAUGUUGAUAUUGAAAGCCAAUCUGAUUGAGAGUGGUAAUUCUUGAAGUUAACACUGGGGAAGCCUCUGCCGAGGACUCGCCUUCUCCCUGUUUCGCUACAAUGGCCGCCACAUCUGUUAGACCUAGUGGUCUGCCUUUUGAACAACAGAAGGAACUGCUUCUGUUACAACUAGAGCAUGAUCGUGUAAAGUAUGAAAAGGAAUUGGCAUUUAAACAGGAUUUGCAGCGCGCAAAAAUCAAGUUGCAACGAGUGGCUACAGUUGGUUAGGGAAGUAAAGCUCUCGGGAGAGUUUCCUCUGGGAAGGUGACCCAGAUUUACCUAGGGGUCGCUCCUCUCUCGGUCAUGCCCCUGACUUAUUUGAUAUUGUUGGAAACCUAACGUUGUUGCCAAAAUUUAAUGAGAAGGAUCCUCAUACGUUCUUUUCGUUGGAGCUUAUUGCUCUUUCUGAAUGUCUACGUGACUGACCAUUUGUUUAUUUUGUUUGGUAUUGUCCUGUUCUGUCGCUCCUCUCCGCUCCUUCUGGUCUCGUUUUCUUCUUUCCUCUUAAAGGUUGCUUCCUGUGCGCAAAGGUUGCUGAGGUCUGGGGAGGACGAGGUUGGCUGGGGCAAGUGGAAGUGUGAACACAUGGCUUUGGGAUGCUGGUUGGGUCAAUUUGGGAUGCAGGCUGGGUCUUCUGCUAGUAUCCAGGGCAGUAUUUUUUGUUUGUGUGACGACCCUCUCACUCUGUCUGCCGUAUUCUUUGCUCUUGUUUCCCCUAUUAGGAUGUUCGACGGGAGGAGCUGGGAGACAUGGGAAACACCUCGGCCCGGGUGUGUCCUGGGAUAAAUACACCUCUUCCCCAUUCAUUGAGGAGACUCUCUCCAUGCAUGCCAUUUUUGUGGCCAUUUGGAGAGUGCAGCCUACCAUCCCAUGCCUUCCCCAACCCAAGGCCCCUAUGAGAGAGGCCUUUAAAGAAGAGGGGAUUUGACCAAACAAUCCAGCUCUGUAAGUCGGGAUGGAGGGUGGACAGGGAGCAGGGUCGUGCUCCAGCCAGGCUGUGGAGGCUGAGUACCCCGCCCAGGGGACAACUUCUCCAGCCAGGGGAGGAGGGGAUGCAGGGCUGGGCUCUUGCAAGCACAACGGACUGAUCAAUACCCACAGCUUGAUGGUGGAGACUAAGGAAGGGCUGGUGUCAGUGUACUCGGGGUCACAAUACCAGGGUCACAUGGUGGUCAACCUAUCCCCCCAGCAGGAGCAGAAUGGCCAGGGAGGGGGACACCCACAGCUGCUCAACCCCAGCGCUCUGCCCCAGGGCAUGGACCCAUGCUUCAGGCCCGACCUGAUCCUGUACUCUGAGAACACGCUGCGGGCCUGGGGGGAUGGAGGAGUCGGGGAUUGCUGUGAGACCACCUUCAUAGAGGACUUGGCAUCCGGUUCCUCUGCCGCCUCCAAGGAUACGCUGAUGUUUGCCGAUGGCAAGUUCCUGGACAUGUCUGUGGAGGAUGCAAAGAUCCAGACCCUGUCCUAUGACGAUGAUGAGUUCCAGGACCUGGAGAGCGAGUACUCGAGCGACUCAGAGAGUGAAGACAACUUUCUCAUGAUGCCACCGAGGGACCACUUGGGCCUGAGCGUCUUCUCCAUGCUGUGUUGCUUCUGGCCCUUGGGGAUCGCUGCCUUCUACCUGUCCCAUGAGACAAACAAGGCGGUGUCUAAGGGGGACUUGCACUUGGCCAGCUCCAGCUCCAGACGUGCCCUCUUCCUGGCUGUGCUGUCAAUCACCAUCGGCACAGGCAUAUAUGUGGGCGUGGCUGUAGCGCUCAUCGCAUACCUCUCCAAGAACCACCACUUGUAGCCUUGCCCUGCCCCCACUGCACUGUACUGACUGCGCUGGGGGUAUGGUUCACUUGGGGGCAAUUGAACAAUGGAAUAUGGGCCUGCAAACUAUGGGACUAUCAGGAUGGACAGAACCUGGCCAUAUGAUUGACACAAUUCGUGAGCUCUAACAUGAGGUUCUUGAUAUGGAUAAUGGUAUUUUAACGCUCAUGCUAUUCUCUCAUUUUCACCAAGAAAAAACAGAGACUGUUAGUCGUUCCAUUCACGACUUCUUUUCUUUUAUAGAUGUUUCAAAUUGGUUUGAGUUUUACCAAGGCAUAACACAGCCUGUGAGAGGUCAAACCAACAUGCACUAAAUAUUACCUGUACCAAGAGCAUAUUGUAUGUUUUACGGGGCAUGUUCAAUGCUCAGUUAACGGUGAGUUGUGGAUGUCCAGCUACAUUCACCACACUAACAGUCACAUCUGGCAGCUCCUGUCGUGGAUAAAAGAUGUCACUCAUCCAAACAUUCAACCUGUAUACAUUUAUUCAACGUCACAUUGAAUUGAUCCGUGGAUGUGACACAGUGCAGCUCAACUGGAUCAUUUCUCGGUUGAAUAUUACAAAUUCUAUGAAGUAAUGUGAUGGUUUAUAUAUGAUGCCUACAGAAAGUAUUCACACCGCUUGAUUACAGCCUGAAUUUAAAAUGCAUUCAAUUGAGCUUUUCAUUGCCACUGGACUACACACAAUAAACCCAUAAUGUCAAAGUGGAAUUAUGUUUUAGACAUUUUUACAAAUUCAUUAAAACAUUUACAAGCUGAAAUGUCUUCAGUCAAUAAGCAUUCUACCCCUUUUGUUAUGGCAAGCCUAAAUAAGUUGAGUAAAAAUUAUGCUCCCAUAAUAAGUUUCAUGGACUCUGUGUGCAAUAAUAGUGUUUAGCAUGAUUUUUGAAUGACUCCAUCAUCUCCGUACACCACACGUAAAAUUAUCUGUUGGGGGGGCAGACAUUGAAUAUCCCUUUGAGCAUGCUGAAGUUAUUAAUUACACUCUGGAUGGUGUGUCAAUACACCCAGUCACUACAAAGAUACAGGCCUCCUUCCUAACUCAGUUGACAGAGA
Messenger RNA from Oncorhynchus gorbuscha (pink salmon), 4475 nucleotides. Its product is annotated as synapse differentiation-inducing gene protein 1-like. The transcript has 4 exons. Lineage: Eukaryota; Metazoa; Chordata; Actinopteri; Salmoniformes; Salmonidae. The record is from RefSeq and is a predicted model, not a curated record. Gene Ontology annotation, biological process: positive regulation of synapse assembly; synaptic vesicle clustering. Gene Ontology annotation, cellular component: synaptic vesicle membrane; postsynaptic density membrane; excitatory synapse. The coding region runs from base 2561 to 3397 and encodes 278 amino acids.